Messenger RNA from Toxotes jaculatrix (banded archerfish), 2197 nucleotides. Its product is annotated as carboxypeptidase N subunit 2. Lineage: Eukaryota; Metazoa; Chordata; Actinopteri; Toxotidae. The coding region runs from base 116 to 1723 and encodes 535 amino acids. The record is from RefSeq and is a predicted model, not a curated record. Gene Ontology annotation, molecular function: protein binding. The transcript is spliced from 2 exons. Gene Ontology annotation, cellular component: plasma membrane.
AACCAUGGCUGGAGCUGGCCGCUGACCAAAGGUUUUGUCUUGCCUAAUUCAGGCUUGCUGCCGUUUGCACUUUGUGUCAGCUGGCUUGUAGAUUCAGGGAAGGAAAUUUCAUUCAAUGCUGCGUGAUCCCUGUAACACACAGUGGAAAAUGGACAAAGAAUUGGGCCUGACUCUGCUCCUGGUUCUGCUUCUCUGUCACAAAGGCGAGACAGAGUCACAAACCUCUUGUCCAUACAAAUGCCAGUGUUUCACUUCGGUCCAAGUACUGUGUGCAGAUGAACGGAUGAUAUCUCUGCCCAGUAAUAUGUCCAAGCAGGUCAAGGACGUCAUUGUAAUGACAUCAGGUGUGGCGUACCUGUUCUCUCACACUUUAGGAGAAAGCCCCCAACUCACCAAGCUCAUCUUCUUAAAUAAUGCACUACGAAGUAUUCACUGUCAGGCUUUUGAGCGUUUGACUGAGCUGCAGGAGCUGGAGAUUAGUGGAAACCCCGGACUGGAGCAUUUGAUUGUGGGGACUUUUUCAAAGCAGACAAACUUGACUAAACUGCUGCUCAACUUCAACAGGUUCAAGACGGUGCUUCCCGGCAUGUUUGACUCCCUGAAACAGCUAGAAACUCUGCAGAUGAAAGGAAACAUCCUAUCAGAUCUGCCUGCAUUUCUUUUCAGCAACCUCCAUAACCUGCGUGUCCUGGACUUGUCCCAGAAUAAGCUUGAGGAAGUGAAAAGAGAGACAUUUUCUGGUCUGACCAGGCUGGAGAUCCUGAAAGUUAACAACAACCUCCUUACCAAUCUUACAUCUGACACAUUCCACAAUAUUUCUCAGCUAAUAGAGCUUCACUUGGAGUGGAAUAAGAUAUCAGAGCUCACUGAUGGCAUCUUCUCUGUGUUAACCAAGCUAAAGGUGCUGAACCUCCGUGGAAACCGUCUCACAACCUUCAGCGAUGAAGUGUUUGGAUUCAACGUCUCAGAUUUGAAGGAGCUGAACCUUAAAGGUAAUAGACUGACUGAGCUGUCCUCUCUCAGCCGUCUGACAUCUCUUUCGGAUCUCAUCUUGUCCUCCAAUCAGCUCUCCAGCCUUCCUGAAGACAUUUUUAAAAAUGCUACCCUUCUGGAGAAUCUGGAUCUCUCAGAAAACCAGCUCACGUUUCUACCUGAGAGAAUCUUCAAUGGUCUGUUUGGUAUCAAAGCGAUCCACCUCCAUAAGAACAAUCUGAGCAAGGUGGAGCCCAAACUGUUUGAGGACCAGUUGCUCAUUCAGCAGCUCUACUUGUCUGAUAACCAGCUGGAAACUCUCCCACUGGGCCUUUUAGACCCCUUUGUCAUCCAGCACACAGUGAGACUACAUGGAAACCCCUGGAAAUGUGACUGCCACAUGUGGUACCUACAAGACUGGGUGCUGAGGAACAGCCAAGACAUAGAGAUGCUGGACAGGAUGCUCUGCAAGGGCCCAGCCUUUUUAAGUGGACGAACGGUCGUCUCCAUCGACAAGGACCAGCUGGUGUGUCAGGUGCCCAAAGGUGAGAUGGCUGAUAUCGGCAGCUGCAGCCUACAAGCAUCCAAUGACAUCAUGAUCAUCAAAUGUAAAGUGGAUAAAUGUUCUCCACUGACAGUAAAGGUGCAGUUUCGGGAGCAUGACGGGAAUAUUAAGGAGCAUACUUUGAAAAAUGAGCCAGAACAUUCUCAGUGUAGCGGUGUGACAAUGAUGGAGAUCCCCAUCCAGUAAUUUUCCCUGUCAACAAAAAUCUGCUCCAUCUGUAAAUAUGUCCUCACAGGUUUGUUGUUUCUUCAUACUGAGAGUCACAUUAUAUGCUCUGACUGUUCUGUAAACAAACCUCAAACUAAGCAGCUGAUAACCAGUAUACAUGAAUGCAGCUGAAUGAUAAGAGGGGUGGAUGAACCCUUUCCAUGUAAAGUUCAAAGUCCAGCUCAGUACUUUUAAAGAUCCUGUCACUGCUAAAAGGAACUGUGAGGAACAUGUUAAUUAUCUGUGUUUUGACUGCGGUGUGUUUGAUCUCCAGUAGCCUCUGCUUCUCCUCUUUAUGUGAUUCACUGGCAGCGUUUGUCUGUUUCAGUCCUCCUGGUAACCAGUAGACUGAAGACUGAAGCUGAAAAUUUUGUCAUCAUCAAAACAAGAGCAGAAUACUUGAGUUUGAGUGUUUCAAUAUGUCCAUUAACAAGCUAUGUACUUUAUUUUGCA